Paramecium tetraurelia is the source of this 675-nucleotide messenger RNA. RefSeq lists its product as uncharacterized. Lineage: Eukaryota; Ciliophora; Oligohymenophorea; Peniculida; Parameciidae. The record is from RefSeq and is a predicted model, not a curated record. The transcript has 2 exons.
AUGAUAGUAACUCAUAAUCAAAUUAAAAUAACUCAAAAUUAAAUUAACCCAAAUCAAUAAAAUGAGUUUGAGAGGAAAGAGAAUGAUAUUUGCAAAACGAGAAAAGAUGAAGUAAAAUUAGAGAAUUUCAGAAGUUUUUAGUCAGAUAUUCUUUAGUUGGAAGCCUUGUAUAAUUGGCUUUCGAAUUUGGAUUUCAGCUACUAUAUUGCUUCUUUGAUCUUUUAUAGAAGUGAUCUGCAGGAACUAUUUCUUCAAUAUGUGUAAUUCUUUAAGAAGGAUGAGUAUUAUACAAAAUUAAUGGAUAUGUAAAGUUAAUAUUUUCAAUAACAACUCAAUCAUUAAUGCUUUUCCUAACUUAUAUUCCAUAAUGUUCCAAGGCGACAAUAUUUUAGCGAGGACAUUUUUGUAGAUUAUCUGGAUAAAAUUAUUGUUGGUAUGAAAUUAGAUUAUAAAAUUCUUUUGGAAGAUUUUAUCACGUACUUUGAAUUGUUUAACCUUUAAAAGAAUAAAAUAGCAGCAUCUUUAAGCGAUUUAUAUGCAUUUAGAAAAAAUGACAUAGCAUUCGGAAAUAUACGAUUUGUAUCCUAAUAAAAGGAUGGAUUGCUAAUUGAUUUUAAACAACCAAUAGGAAAAUUUUAAGAUAUAUAAUUUAUAGAACAUUUGGUUUUAAGAUGA